GCGAAGGCCGACGGGCCGGCGAUCGGCAUCGACCUCGGGACGACCUACGCCUGCGUGGCCGUGUGGCGGCCAGUGCACCAACGCGUGGAGGUCAUCGCUAACGACCAGGGCAACCUCACCACGCCGUCCUGCGUCGCCUUCACCGACACCUGGCGGCUCAUCGGCGACGCGGCCAUGAACCCCGUCAACACCGUCUUCGACGCGAAACGACUGAUUGGUCGACGGUUCAGCGAAGAGUGUGUGCAAAGAGAUAUGAAGUUGUGGCCAUUCAAAGUUAUUUCAGGCAACAGUGAUCGGCCGAUGAUUGCGGUGAAGUAUAAGGGUGAGGAGAGGCAGUUCACAGCCGAAGAAAUAUCCUCCAUGGUUCUUGUCAAGAUGAGGGAGACAGCCGAGGCCUACCUCGACAUCGCCGUAAAGAAUGCUGUUAUCACCGUCCCAGUCUACUUCAACGACUCGCAGCGCCAGGCCACCCUCGAUGCCGGUCUCAUUGCUGGCCUCAACGUCACACGCAUCAUCAACGAGCCCUCGGCCGCCGCCAUCGCCUACGGUCUUGACAACACGUCCGUUAGUGGUGAUGGGAAGACGGUGCUCAUAUUUGAUUUUGGUGGUGGUACCUUGGAUAUCUCUGUCAUAAACAUUGACAAAGGCACAUUUGCGGUCAAGGCCACGUCUGGUGACACCCACCUUGGCGGGGAGGAUCUCAACAACAGAAUGGUGGAACACUUUCUGCAGGAAUUCUUGAAGAAACACAAGAGUGACAUCAGUGGCAGUCCGAGGGCUCUGAUGCGGCUUAAGACGGCCUGCGAGAGGGCCAAGAGGAUGCUGUCUUCUACGGCGCAGGCCAAGUUUGAGAUCGACUCGCUCCAUGAUGGCAUUGACUACUAUGUAUCCAUCACUCGCGCCCUGUUCGAGGAGCUCAACAUGGAUCUCUUCCGCAAGUGCAUUGAGCAUGUGGAGAAGUGCCUCGGUGACGCCAAGAUGGACAAGUCACAGAUCCACGACGUUGUGCUCGUCGGCGGCUCCACCAAGAUCACAAAGGUGCAGCAGAUGCUGCAGGAAUUCUUUGACGGGAAGAAGCUCUGCAACAGAAUCAAUCCUGACGAGGCUGUCGCCUAUGGUGCUGCUAUUCAAGCCGCCAUCCUCAGCGGCGAGCACAGCCAGAAGGUGAAGAACUUUCGCCUGCUUGACGUCACGCCGCUAUCGCUCGGGAUAGAGGUAGUAGGCGAUAUCAUGUCCGUGGUGAUACCCAGGAACACUACCAUCCCCGUUAGAAUGGAGAAGGAUUACACGACCAGCGUUGACAACCAGACCACCGUGCGCUUCUCGGUGUACGAGGGUGAAGGAGGGUUGAUCAAGGAUAACAAUCUGCUCGGGAUGUUUGACCUCACUGGUGUCCCUCCGGCACCGAGGGGCGUGCCAUCAUUCAAUGUGACAUUCGAAAUCGAAGCAAACGGCGUCCUGAAGGUGUUAGCGGAGGACAGGGCGAAUGGAAACAAGAACAGCAUCACCAUCACCAACGGCAAGGGUGGGCUGACCAGGAAGGAGAUUUAUCGGAUGGUGCAUGAUGCCCACAAGUACAAAUCCGAGGACAAGAUGGAAAUAGAGAAAGCGAACAAGAAACGCGGAUGGCCAACUACUCCUGCAACUACUCUGAUACUUCUUGCAUUGCCCAUAUGCGUGGCCCUCGUUUGUGUUUCGUUUUUUUCCUGA
Molecule: messenger RNA, 1710 nt
Organism: Triticum aestivum (bread wheat)
Lineage: Eukaryota; Viridiplantae; Streptophyta; Magnoliopsida; Poales; Poaceae
Product: heat shock cognate 70 kDa protein-like
Exons: 2
Coding region: 175-1710 (511 amino acids)
Molecular function (GO): ATP binding; ATP-dependent protein folding chaperone
Source: RefSeq, a predicted model, not a curated record